CUAAAAAAAUGAAAUAAAAUAAAACCAGGGUUAUGUUGCCGACCGUCUCCGUAACUUGACAACGAUUGAUUUUUUUCGCCUGCCAAAUUAUCACUAUUCCCAGUUACCAUUAUAAAAAAUACAGGCCAGGUGAACAUACAAAAAUGAACAAAUGAUUUUUUUCAAAACAUUAUUCAUAUUUUCCAACACCAUUACUUCAACAACAUCGAAUAUAAGAAUUUAUAUUAAGAAAACUUGGCAAACAAUUUAUCAUCAAACAGAGAAAAACGAAAAAAUGUCUUCAUCAAAUGGAAAAAAGUAUGAUUUCAGUGGUAAAGUUGCUCUCGUUACUGGUUCGAGUUCAGGAAUCGGUGCUGCAAUUGCCUUACAAUUUGCACAAUAUGGUGCACAAGUUGUAAUCACUGGUCGUGAUGCAUCAGCUUUGAAUUUGGUAGCCGAACAAAUUGAAACUGAAAGUGGUAAUCAACCAUUACAGAUUGUUGGCAAUCUUCUUGAUCCAUCUUUACCAGCUGAAUUAAUUGAUGGAACAAUUACGAAAUAUGGACGAUUAGAUUUUCUUGUAAAUAGUGCAGGUUUUUCUACACCGCAUAAUAAUUUAAAUGAUGACAAACUAAUGGAAGCUUUUGAUCAAGUGUAUGGGCUAAAUGUUCGUGCUGUUCUUCAUUUAUGUCAAUUAGCUGCAUCACAUUUGGAAGAAUCCAAAGGUAAUAUCAUCAAUAUUUCAAGUAUUGUAUCCAUGUUUCCGGUAAGAAUUUCAUUGUUUAAAAAUAAAAAUAAAAAUAUUCAUAAUUUGAAUCAAUUUUGUAUCAAGUAUAAUAUUAUUUAUAGUUCAUCAAAAGCAGCUUUGGAUAUGAUUACCAAAACAGUGGCAAAAGAAUUGGGAAAAAAAGGUGUUCGAGUUAAUUCAAUCAACCCUGGACCUGUUUGCACCGGUUUUCUACGUUCACUGGGAAUGACGGCUACAACUUAUUCAGAACAAGAGGAACAGUUUAAAGAAAUGACUUUACUUAAAUUCUUACCACAACCAAUUGAAAUUGCUAAUCUAGCUUCAUUUUUAGCAUCGGAUGAUGCUCAUAAUAUAACUGGCUCGAUUAUUGUUAGCGAUACAGGAUCAUUGUUGGCACCAAAUUUUCUGGAAUUUUAAAAAGAAAAGAAUUUGUCAAUUGAUUUUAAUGACCGAAUCAUUAUGAAAAUUUGUCCAAAUGAUUAAAAUAUUUUA
Dermatophagoides pteronyssinus (European house dust mite) is the source of this 1219-nucleotide messenger RNA. Its product is annotated as putative oxidoreductase MexAM1_META1p0182. Lineage: Eukaryota; Metazoa; Arthropoda; Arachnida; Sarcoptiformes; Pyroglyphidae. Gene Ontology annotation, molecular function: oxidoreductase activity. The record is from RefSeq and is a predicted model, not a curated record.